CGAACCCGGAAAAAAGACGACUGUAUCUGUAAUCCGAUCACACAAACAAAUAGACGAGAGUGUGAGCGUCUGAUGCACGCCGGGGCGCGUACAUGAAAGCUGUUUGUAAAAGUUGUUAAAAAGUUUUUUCUGCCAUGCGCGUAUUUACCAAACUCGGGUCUCUCCUCUCAGCGUCGUAGCGGUUCAGGGCGCUGGCUGUGGCGCACACUGACUCUCCACAGCGGUGAUAUGUGAUAGCAGCAGCAUGCCGUACUUGGACCGGCUGAACCGUGUGUGUGGCUUCCUGGACAUUGAGGAGAAGGAGAACAGCUGCCGAUUCCAGAGGCGAUACUUCAUCCUCGACACGCAGGGAAAUGCUCUGCUGUGGUAUAUGGACAACCCUCAGAACCUGCCCAGUGGAGCCAGCUCUGUUGGCAACCUCAGACUAACCUACAUCUCUAAGGUGAGUGAAGCUACAGCAAAGCAAAAGCCGAAGACAGAGUUCUGCUUUGUCAUCAAUGCCGUUUCCCGGAGGUACUUCCUCCAAGCCAAUGAUGUGACUGACAUGAGGGACUGGGUUGCUGCUCUUAACAAGGCCAGCAAGAUCACUGUUCCUAAGCCUGGCGCUGCGCCGCCAAGGUCCGAUGUGACCGCAGUAAUCAGUGACCCUCAGGGAGGGAAGAGGCAGCAGGCCUACAAGACGGAGAUCAUCGGAGGCGUGGUGGUGCACACUCCCAUCCAGAAUGAAGGCGAGGAGACGGAGGGGAGAGAGAGGAAGGGCAACAGGCCAGGCGUGCUGAGGUGUGGUUACUGUGUCAAACAGGGAAAUGUGAGAAAGAGCUGGAAGAGGCGGUUUUUCACCCUGGAUGAUAACGCAGUCAGUUACUACAAGUCUGAGAUGGAUAAGGAGCCUCUUCGAGCUAUUCCACUGAGGGACAUUCAGAAGGUCCAUGAAUGUCUCGUCAAGUCAGGGGAUCUUUUGUUGAGAGACAACCUCUUCGAGAUCAUCACCAGCUCCCGAACCUUCUACAUUCAGACAGACUCUCCAGAGGAGAUGCACAGCUGGAUCAGGGACAUUGAGAUGAAGAUCCAGGAUUUCAGAGGUCCCCCUAAGGGUUUUCAGGGUUUUAAACGAACGUCUUCUCUCUAUCGAAGUCACAAUGCCUCUUCUGCAUCUCGUGGUCAACAGGGCGAUGAGCGGCGUCCUCCGCUGAUCAAGUCCUGUUCCGUGGCGCCGGGCUGGCAGCCGUGGACCCCUGUGCCCCAGUGUGAGCCCCCCAUCCAGAUCAUGGAGGAUGAAGACAGCGCUUUCAGCUCUGUUCCCACCGUGCCUUCUCUCUCCUCCUCCUCCACCUCUUCCUCCACCUCUUCCUCCUCCAACUCCCUCUCAACCCCGAACCCUUGCCCCACUGCGCCUCCCACAGCCUCGACCAGUGGACAUGGCAUCCUCACGGCGUCAGCAGAUGUGGCGAGUGGGCGUCGGAGGCACCGCUCGCAGCCUCAGCCUCACACAGGCUGCAGCUUCCCCUUCAGCCUGGAUGACGACAACAUCCGCACCACAGACGUCUAAGUUCUAUGAAGUCUGUCCAGACUCCUGUGUGGACAAAAGCUGGUACCUGCUUUUAAAUGAAUGUGACUGGUAAUGAUAGUAUUCCCUGCUAAUGAAGUGACACUGUGACCAUCUGCCUCAAUGCAAGGACCCGCAUUUGGUGCCCCCUGCUGGUCAUUUAGCUGCGUUGCAGAUGAAGGAAACCGCACAUGGAUGAUGGAGUGGUUUGUUUUUAGUGCAACUUCCUCUCAAAACUUGAAUAAUCUUGUUGUUAAUUGUUGCAGAUUUGCAAAUUAUGGCACAUGCUUUCAGUCUGUUGCACUUAGCUCCCAAAUGUAAUCAAAAACACCCUGCUAGAAGUAUUCACAGACAAGUAUUUAAAGGCAUUUGGUCACAUUAGCAUCCAUAAUGUUUAUUUCACAUCUUAUGCUCAUAAAAUACUUUUUAGCUUCUUUUGAGCCCAGCAGUGUUUUUCCCCCUUUUUUUUCCUGAGACACACGUGAUGUGAAAGUCUGACAUCAACUAAACUUCAUUAACGUUUAACAAGCAUUUCACUACCACAAUGUAAUCAGGUGCAAAGUAUUGUGUAGGUCUCGUAAAAAAAAAAAAAAAGGUACACACACUCACUCUGCAGCCGGUACAGACAGAGAAGAUGGAGUCAGUAGCAGCUUUUAUGUGUUAGAUUUUAUAAAGCGUGGCUUAAAGAUCGAUUGUCAGUAAACUGUGACUCCUCUCUAAGCUUGUAAAAAGGUACCAUAAUGAUACAGCAGUGUGUUCAUGGUACUUUUUGUAGAAUGUACUGCCAACAUCAAGACAGGUUUGUAAAUGUGAUUUUUCUUGUUGCAGCAUUAUGUGGGGUAAAUGUGCCACUACUGCUGGUAAUUUAAUUCUAAUUCUGCACUUUUUCUCAUUUUUACUUGUGUUUUUUUUUUUUUUUUUUUUUUUACGUGCUUCACAGCUCACACAGCAGAUAUUACAGCUUCGUCUGAGAUGCCUCAGAUAGCUCAUGCUGUUACACCAGUAGUCCCAACCCUCCUCAGGUUCACCUCAAGACUCCAUUGAUGUGGUACCAUGUUCCAUGCCUGUUUCCGUUUUCUGACAUGUGCACUCGUCUGCCUGUGCAUGCUGUUAAUUUUCUUCCUUGUGCAUUAAAUGAUGCUUUUUA
Molecule: messenger RNA, 2693 nt
Organism: Thunnus maccoyii (southern bluefin tuna)
Lineage: Eukaryota; Metazoa; Chordata; Actinopteri; Scombriformes; Scombridae
Gene: plekha2
Product: pleckstrin homology domain containing A2
Exons: 12
Coding region: 245-1549 (434 amino acids)
Cellular component (GO): membrane; cytoplasm
Molecular function (GO): PDZ domain binding
Source: RefSeq, a predicted model, not a curated record